CAAUAAUAAAAAAAAAGUUUUGAUUUGAAAAAAAACUUGAAUUAAUUUAAUAGCGAUGUCAGCCAUAAUCAACAAUAACCGAGUGCUGACACACCUGUAUUACGAUGUCGUGUCUCCCUAUUCGUGGAUAGCCUUUGAACUUCUGUGCCGAUACCGACCGCAAUGGCCAUCGAUGUCACUUAAACUUAAACCCGUUUUUUUGCCGGCCGUUUUCAAAGGUGCCGGCAAUCCUACAGUACUGGAGAACCCAAGCAAAGCUAAAUACCUGUUCAAUGACGUCCAUAGACUGGGAAAGUAUUAUAAGAUACCGAUUCGCAUACCCGACAACUUCAUCGAAGUGGCCUCAGUUAAGACAUCACUGAAAGCCAUGCGUUUUAUCACUGCUGUCGAUAUGAUAACAGAUGGCAAAUCCACUGAAGACCUAUCACGACAACUGUCCAAACGGGUGUUCAAAAGUCAUCAGGACGUAACACUGGCCGACAGUUUGCGGGAGGCCUCACAAAAAGGUGGUCUCAACGAGAAAACAGUAGAGAAAGCGCUGGUUUUGAUGGAAAAACAAGAAGUAAAGGACGCUCUUCGCAAAACUACCGACGAGUUGGUCUCUAUUGGCGGAUACGGUGUGCCGACAAUUGUUGUCCAUUUAGCCGAUGGCCCCGAACUGGUGUUUGGCAGUGACCGCAUGGAACUGAUUGGCUCAUUGCUCGGCGAGAAAUAUGUCGGUCCACUCAAUAAGUACAGCCAACUCAUGGAUGAUAGCAAACUGUGAUUUUGAUUUAGAUUAUUGAUUGCAAUACUUUUUUUAGAGACAAUUCAAUUUUAUUAGUAUU
Messenger RNA from Oppia nitens, 827 nucleotides. RefSeq names its product glutathione S-transferase kappa 1-like. Gene Ontology annotation, biological process: glutathione metabolic process. Bases 56 to 766 code for a protein of 236 amino acids. The transcript has a single exon. Gene Ontology annotation, cellular component: mitochondrion; peroxisome. The record is from RefSeq and is a predicted model, not a curated record. NCBI's taxonomy places the organism in Eukaryota, Metazoa, Arthropoda, Arachnida, Sarcoptiformes, Oppiidae. Gene Ontology annotation, molecular function: glutathione transferase activity; glutathione peroxidase activity.